UUCAUAAAGAGAAACCAAAACCUUUCAUCAAAUUUAAUUUCUUCUCAUCAAAAUGGAGAUCGAAAUAAAAGUAAUCUCCACAGAAAUCAUCAAACCAUCUUCUCCAACUCCAAAAUCACUGCAAAAACACUACCUAUCAUUUCUCGAUCAACUCGCUCCACCCCUCUUCAUGCCUCUCGUCUACUUCUACUCAUCAAACCCUAAAAUCCCCAAUUCCCAAAAAUCAGACCACCUCAAGAAAUCCUUGUCGGAAACCCUCUCCAGAUUCUACCCCCUCGCCGGCCGCCUCGCCGACAACCUCCACGUCGACUGCAACGACGGCGGCGCCCCCUUCUCCGAAGCCGAAGCCGACUGCGACCUCUCACAAGCCAUCACCAAUCCAAACCCUAAAGGCAUGAACAAAUUCCUCCCUCUCUCACUCAACCAAUCCCUAGGUUUCUGCAUGGCGGCUCAAGCCACCUAUUUCCGCUGCGGCGGCGUCGCUGUCGGCCUCCUCAUCUCCCACAAGAUUGCCGACGCCUUGUCGUUCUUCUCGUUCGCCAACUCCUGGUCCGCCGCCGCCAGAGGCGGCGGCGCCGGCGACCCGCCCUUCCCAAAGUUCGACGCCGCUGCCUACUUCCCUGCACGAGAGAUCAACGGCUAUAUACCGAGCUCCAGAAUGAUGAAAGAAGAGCUCGCCACGAAAAUCUUCACGUUCCCCACCAAAAAAAUUGCAAUUCUCCGGGAACGGUAUGCCGCCGGCGCCGGUGAGUGGCCGACUCGGGUGGAGGCGCUAUCGGCUUUUAUAUGGAGCCGGUUCAUUUCGGCUACGGGUAUGAGAGCCGACCCGAAUAAGAUCUACACGGUGCACCACGCGGUGAACAUUCGGACCCGGACUGACCCGGUCCUACCUGAAUACCACUUCGGUAACAUAAGCAGCGUGGCGAUCGCAAAGCCAGAAGUGGGGAGCGACGGGGUGACCGACGACGGCAUGGAGCUGGUGCGGAGGGUCAGGGAAGCCAUUAAGGCCAUGAACGGCGGCCAUUUGGCUCGGCUGGAUCUGAUGAGUGAGCUGAUUGGUCAAAUCGAUAAGGGCGAGCUGGUUAGCUUCAGCUUCACGAGUUUAUGUAGGUUUCCGGUCUACGAGGCGGAUUUCGGGUGGGACAAACCGGUUUGGGUCGGGACAACCGGGUUAGCCUACAAAAAUUUGGUGACUUUUAUGGAUACUAGAAAUGGAGAUGGAAUUGAGGCAUGGGUUAACUUGAGGAGAGAGGAUAUGGAGAAAUUUGAGGUUGAUUUGGAGCUCCAGGACUUUCUCUCACACCACAAAAAUUAUUUCGAUUUCACAUAAUUAGUUAGGAGUUAAUUAAUCUCCCUAGCUAACUCUAUGUUGUUUUUGAAUAUUUGUCUUCGUUUUUUUGUUAUAUAUGGUUUGUAAUUGGUGUAUAACAGUGUGUAUUAAUUACUCUUUCAAAUGUGAUCAAUAUAUUUUGUUUUAGAG
Messenger RNA from Salvia miltiorrhiza (redroot sage), 1480 nucleotides. Its product is annotated as stemmadenine O-acetyltransferase-like. The record is from RefSeq and is a predicted model, not a curated record. Lineage: Eukaryota; Viridiplantae; Streptophyta; Magnoliopsida; Lamiales; Lamiaceae. The coding region runs from base 53 to 1330 and encodes 425 amino acids. The transcript has a single exon.